UAGUGCCAUGUUACGUUAAGUCUCUAAAAUUAACAGGGUUAAACUGACGUUCGACUAAAAUCAGUCGUUUUACUCGUGGUGACAGAUUGUUCUGCAGUGUAGCCGAAGGCACAGAUUAAGUGGGAAGUUGAUAAUCUGAUUGUGUGUUGGAGAAGCCGACGAAUGUGAAUGCCAAAUAAAGGGUGUGAUAACAGAGAGACCUAUAUGUUUUCAUUCGCGCCAUACCAUCGGUCGAUUUCGGCCAGACGCCAAUUGUAUCAUACUCAUUUUCGUUGGUCGUAUUGCACCUAGCUGCGACGUAUUGCACCAUUGAGGGCUCGAGAACAUCUUUGACACCGACAGUACAGUGUUUGGCGCUAAGUUUAGAAAAUUAAUGUUUUGGUAAUGAUGUUUUGAAUUGUUGAAUUUUUUGUACAGGAAUGUGCAGAUCAUUCUGCCAUGUCAGUAGCACUUUUGCCAUCGUCUACCAUCAGACUUGUGACCACGACACAAAUAAUUACAACGGUGUCGAGUGUUGUGAAAGAAUUAAUUGAAAAUUCAUUGGAUGCCGGUGCUACAAAUAUAGAAGUUAGAUUGGAAAGGAAUGGUCUGGAGAAAAUAGAGAUAAAGGAUAAUGGUUGUGGAAUCAAACCAUCUGAUGUUGCAAAUGUUUGCCUUUCAUCUUAUACUUCCAAAAUACAGAACUAUUCCGAUCUAGGUAGACUCUCUACAUAUGGCUUUAGAGGAGAGGCACUUUCUUCCUUGUGCCAAGUGUCAAGUAUUACAAUCACGACAAAGACUGCCAGUGACAACAUUGCAAUGACCUAUAUGAUUAGUCAAGAUGGAAGCAUCUUAAACUCAAGACCCUCUCAUUUUGGCAAUGUUUCAGGCACCCACAUUGUGGUGACAGAUCUUUUUAAGAAUCUGCCUGUACGCAAACAGUAUCUAAGCAAUUCACGAAAUGCUGCUGAAGACAUUAGAAGAACUGAACAAAUUGUGAAAAGCAUUGCAGUAAUCCAUCCUGAAGUGAGAAUUACUUUUUGCCACAAUAAGUGCAGUUUGUGGCAGAAACCAGUGGUGGCUACACUACAAGAAUCAUAUAUGCAAAUUUUUGGUUACAGUAUUUCAAGCAAUUUAGAACAGCUGGCCCUUCGCAAGGAACAGGUGAACUUUGAACUAUUAGUUCCUUUGAAGAACUGCACUGAUAUUGCAGCAUUGUGUCAAGCCAGUUCAAACAGCAUUAUGACGUAUUUUAAUAAACGCCCUGUAAAAUACGCAAAAAUUGAGAAGGUGAGCUCAGUAUUCGUCACCACAAAAAUCAUCAAACAGUAUUUUGGCCCAAAAUUUCCUCAGAGGAAAUAUCCUAUCUGUGUUGUAUCUGUAACUCUUCCUGCAGACCUUUUAGAUGUAAAUUUGGAACCAAAUAAAACAAAAGUGUUCUGCAAAGAAGAGUUCAAGAAUAUUACAUCCGUCAGAGUAGAACUACAUUUAGAGGCUAAAAAUUGCAGCACCAUGAAGGCAGCAUGCUACGAACAUCAAAUUGGCUUGAUGUUUACUGUAUGCUUGGAUAUGCAAAUUGUUUGGCUGCUUUUGCUUGAUAAAGAGAUGUCAAUGAAGAAUAAGAAAAUUACAUUGCUGGUGGAUAAUUGUAGUGUGCAUAACAACAUGCCAGUGUUGAAGAAGGUUGAACUAUGCUACUGCCCCCCGAACAAUACUUUGAUUCUUAAGCCACUAGAUGUGGGGAUAAUUAAGAACCUUCAAACAAACUACCAUUCACAUUUAGUUCAACAUGUGAUAGCAAGCAUUGAAAGAAAGAAAAAUGCAAGACUUUCUGAAAGUGAAGAUGUUGGUGAGAAUGUUGUGGUGGAUGAAAUAAUGCAGGAUGAUAUUCAAGGUGAUCUGGAGAUUUAUCCAACAGUUAUUGGUAAAACCAUAGGUGCUACAGUAGUUGAAUACUUGUCGGUGGAUAACGAGGCGUUGGUGUUUGAAGCAUAUACAGACAAAUCUAUCAUUGAGGAGUUAAAUGGUAAUACAUCUGUUGAAGAUUCUCACAAUGACAGUGAUGUGAUAAGUGUGAAUCCCCCUCCUCUGAUGGAGCUAAUAGGGAGCUUAAUAAAGUUAAUUCUUGCACCAUGCCUCAAGUCUUGCUAUGCAGCUCUAAAAAAAGAUUUUGUCAGAUCUGAAAAAGCUAUCCACUACUUUGUGUCUUUCCCAUGCUCAAAAAAACGGGCAGUUCCAGUUUUGCAGAGAAGGGGUGUCCUUGUAGGAAGUCUACAUCUUAAGAACACAAUCCUAUCAUCUAUUGAAGAAAUGCUUAUUGAGUAUUAUGGACUUCAGAACGAAGAAGAGGACACAGAAAAUUGUAAGCAACCUGUGUCCAAAAUUAACAGGAAGCUUAAACCUCAGUCCACUGUUGAAGAGGAUAGGCCAAUUAAACGCUCAAAAUUGAUCGCUGAGUGUCCUAGUACAUUAGAAUCCUCACAAAACCCAAGUAUAAGUACCACUGCACUUCCUACGCAAUCAAAGAAUCUCCAAAUUGGAAAUGAAAAUAUUGUAGAUCAUGGUGCACAUUCUAAGCAGUCAGAGAAUCCGCAAAAUGCAAAUGGAAAUAUUGUAGAUCACAAUGGAGACAGGACAGUGGUUGAAAGUUUGGCACGUGUGUGCCAAGAGUCUGCAAUGGCUGAGUUUUUGAAUAGUGCUGAGAAUAAAGAAACAGAGCACUGUGACGUUUUGCAAGGAAUAAAAGACAGUACUUCCCAUGAUGGAGAUAAUGAACUGAAGACUGUUGAAUCAAGAGACAAUUUUCUCCACAGCUCACUGGAUUUGCCAAAGAACUCUACAGUCACCAAUGGAGAGGUACUAGCUACUCAGUUGGAGAGAGAAACUGGGCAAAUAGAUUCUGUUGGUCCCGAACAGAGAGGUGACAUGCAAAUUAGUAAGUCUAAAGACAGUGUUGGACAUGAAACAGUAACAGAUAUGACAGAACAUACUAAAAUACAUAAUGAUACUUCUCUCAGAAUUGAAAGCAGUCUUUUCAACAUGCUUGAUGAUAUAGAGGAUGUAUUUUUUGGGUUUGAUACACCCGAGCAAGAUGCUAGUCAGAGAGAAAGAGAGAGAGCAAAACAGGCAUUAGAAGCAGCAAAAUCUGUAGAAACUACAAAAAUGGGCAAAUCUGCUAAUUUGGAAGAUUUGAACAAGGAACAGUGGAGCAAAGGCUCAAUUAAAACAAAAAAUGGCUGUACAGUUGAGGGUGCUAAACUCUUACUGCCAAAAGUGAACAAGAGUAAAAAGGAAUUUUUUGAUCUGUCCUUGCACAGUGUCAGCAGUCAAAUGGGCUGUAAAGAGCAGAGUGCAUUCACAAAAUUUUCAAGACAUAUGCGUCCAAAACUUCUUGAAGAAAACCCUGGUGUUGCAUUCACAAAAGUUGCUAGCCUUCUGGUUGAGCACUGGAAACAACUGACAGAUGAAGAGAAGUCUAAAUAUGAAGAAAUAGCACGAGAGGAGGAAGAGAGGAAGCACAAUGUUCCCACUAGGAAAAGUACUGAAAAAAUAUGUUCUCCAAGUGUAGUAGAAAUGCUGAAUACCACGCCAAUGAGGAAACCUCCAUUGGAUGAUCUCCAUAGUGUAGAUGGCUGUGUGCCUUGUUCUAUGACAGAAAUUAAUCAAAAAAUGGAAGAAAUAGCAUUAAAGCACAGAAGUUCAGGCAAAGGAUCUGGUGAAAUAUUUGUGAUUGGCCAGAUACGACCACAUGGUGUGUGGUUAUAUAUGAAAAACAGAGAGAUUGGGAUAAUCAGGCAUUGGGCACUGCAGGAGACUGUCGAGUUUCAUAAAAUGAUGAAGGAGACAACAGUGCCCUUGGCUCCAGUUAUGAACAAUAUACCUCUUAGACCUAGUUUGCUAGGUCCAGAACUGUGGAAUAUAUUUACAUCUUUAGAGCAUUCUUUUGAUACUGCAUCUGGUGAAAUAGUUGUAUCAAGUCCAUUUAUAAGUAAAAAUGGAUUCCGAAUUGUCAUAUCUGAAGGCCCAGACGAUGAUUCUGCUUCCAUUUCACACAUUGCAAGUACUGUUAGAUUCUAUGAUGUUAUGGAGUUAAAAGAGAUAUUGCAAAUAUUGAAAGUGAAAGGCUCAAAUUGUGCUUUGGAGCACUGCCGACCUUUAAAGAUCCUUAACUAUUUCAAGAGUGAAGCCGUAACCAUAUGCCGUAAAGCUGCAGAUACAAUGAAUUACAGUGACUUGACAACUAAUCUUAUGUACUGGGAAAAAUAUUUAAAAGAACAGUCUUUAUCAUGCUUACACAGGAAACAGAUUUUUGUGCCAUUCCAUACAAUCAAUUCUUGAAGAUAGCAAACAGAAGAAAUUUCUGAAAUUAGUGGAUGGUAUACAAUACUUGAUGGUGUACAAUACUCAGGGAUUGUUUUAAACUAAUUUGUUCCAGACUGACAUUACACUGUUUUGUAAAUAUUUGUGAAACAGAUGUGACUGUGAGAGUGUCAGAUAUUUGAUUAGGCAUGAAUCUUACAUGACCACAUUUCACCUACCGAUGUGUCAGAAAUAUUUUUGGUGUAGUAGAAUAGGUCACCAGAAACAUGUCAAUUUGAGUUAAUCUUGGGUAGUGCACAUAAAUGACUUCUAAUAGUUUUCAGAAGAGGCAUUUAUGAAACUUACAAGAAUUGAAAGCAAAAUCAGCAGCGUUAAUGUUUGAGCAUUGAUGAACUCUUGUCGGAUGAUGAGCUGAGCAGUGGUGUCAUCUUGUCGCAAUGUUUCAAUGAUGAUGGGUACAAAACUCAUCGAAACAUUGCAACAAGAUGACGCCGCCACUCAGCUAUCACACGAGAAGAGUUCAUCAAUGGAAUACAUCAAGAUGUUUGAGCAUGUCACACAAUUUCAUUAAUUACAAUAAUUUACAAGAGAGAUUAUUUUUAACCAUCAGUGACAGAAUAAAAUGGAGCAUUAGUAUCACUGUUAAAAGGUCACCCACAGUGUUUCAGAUUUUAUGGAAGCGAAUAAAAAAUAAUGUAUAUCGUGUAAAUAAAAUUUUGUUUGUUAA
Schistocerca piceifrons (Central American locust) is the source of this 5026-nucleotide messenger RNA. Its product is annotated as PMS1 protein homolog 1-like. Gene Ontology annotation, cellular component: MutLalpha complex. The transcript is spliced from 17 exons. Gene Ontology annotation, molecular function: mismatched DNA binding; ATP hydrolysis activity; ATP-dependent DNA damage sensor activity. The coding region runs from base 439 to 4317 and encodes 1292 amino acids. Gene Ontology annotation, biological process: mismatch repair. Lineage: Eukaryota; Metazoa; Arthropoda; Insecta; Orthoptera; Acrididae. The record is from RefSeq and is a predicted model, not a curated record.